Molecule: messenger RNA, 748 nt
Organism: Dufourea novaeangliae
Lineage: Eukaryota; Metazoa; Arthropoda; Insecta; Hymenoptera; Halictidae
Gene: Rpe
Product: ribulose-phosphate 3-epimerase
Exons: 3
Biological process (GO): pentose-phosphate shunt, non-oxidative branch; pentose-phosphate shunt; carbohydrate metabolic process
Cellular component (GO): cytosol
Molecular function (GO): D-ribulose-phosphate 3-epimerase activity; metal ion binding
Source: RefSeq, a predicted model, not a curated record
UAUCAUUUUUGCCAAAACCACGUGUUCGCGGUACUUACAUAUUAAAAAUGGGAAAAAAGUUAACAGCGAAAAUUGGACCUUCGAUUUUGAAUGCGGACUUGGCGCAACUUUCAGAAGAAUCACAACGAUUAAUUAACAAUGGUGCGGAUUAUUUGCACUUAGAUGUUAUGGAUGGACACUUUGUACCCAACCUCACUUUCGGACACCCAUUAGUAAAAUGUCUCCGUAAUAAAGUAAAAGAAGCUUUUCUUGAAACUCAUAUGAUGGUUUCUCAUCCAGAACAGUGGAUAGAACCUAUGGCUGAUGCUGGCGUUAUAUAAUUUACAUACUGAAUGAUCUACAAAUUUUUUAUAAUCAUUUCAUCAUAAGUCUGUUAAAUUAAGGCAUUUUAAUUCAAAUGUUUUUAAUAAAAGGUCGGAGUAGCACUUAAACCUGGAACACCAGUAGAUGUAGUUGUAAAUUAUGUUGAUCUAGCAGACAUGGUAUUAAUUAUGACUGUAGAACCCGGUUUUGGUGGUCAAAAAUUCAUGGAACCAAUGAUGGAAAAAGUAGCAUGGCUAAGAAAAAACUAUCCUACUUUAGAUAUCGAGGUAGAUGGAGGUGUUGGACCAUCUACUAUUGAUGCAUGUGCAAAAGCUGGGGCAAAUAUGAUUGUAUCUGGGACAGCAGUCAUAGGUUCCUCUGAUCAAGCCAAAGUUAUAAAGACAUUAAGGGAUACAGUAAAUUGUGCAUUAGCAUAGCUGAAAGU